This is a messenger RNA of Trifolium pratense (red clover), 1098 nucleotides long. RefSeq lists its product as uncharacterized. The record is from RefSeq and is a predicted model, not a curated record. Bases 141 to 1013 code for a protein of 290 amino acids. The transcript has 3 exons. Lineage: Eukaryota; Viridiplantae; Streptophyta; Magnoliopsida; Fabales; Fabaceae.
GGGAUACAAAGAUUUAUACAUUAACAAAAUUUUGUAACGAUACAUAUGAAAGGAAAGUUGUAUUUGAUGGUACCACAUUGCAAUGUUCGUGUAAGUUGUUUGAUUCUCGCGGUGUUCCAUGUUCUCAUAUAUUUUAUGUCAUGAAGGAUGAACAUGUUGAUCAUAUUCCUAGGCCCUUGGUAUUGUCGCGAUGGACCAAGGAUGCCAAAAUUGAGUAUUUGAACAACAUGGAAUGUAAUGGUGAUGUUGAUUCGAACGUAGUUGAGGAAGCUCGUUUUGGUGCAUAUUGUUCGGCCUUUACAAGUUUUUGCAAAGAAGCUGCAAAAAAGAAUGGUGUGUAUGGCCAAAUUUUGGAUGACAUUAUGAAAUUACAAAAAAAGUACUGCAUUAAUGAUGAUCCUAUUAUUGGGACACAAAAUCCAGCAGUCGGUGAUCCGGUGGCGGUUAAGAGUAAAGGUGCUCCAAAGAAAAAAAAGAAAGAACCAAAAUCUGUCAGGCGAUGUGGAAAAUGCAACGCUACAACUCAUAAUGCGAGGACAUGUUCCGAGGGUACACAAAAAGCGACAGAACCAAUAGUUGAUUUGCAGUCGGUGUCGAUAUCUGAUGCUAUAAGCCAAAUGGAUGAGAAAAAGAAAAGAAAAGCAACCUGCAAUGUUGACAGAAGUGUGCAAAAGAAGGGUUCACGUCCACCGAUACACCGUGGCGCUAAGGCCACAGUGACAACACAAGCAGACACAAAUGGAUGUUACAAGCAAAUGCAUUUCCAAGCACAGAUGGAUGUUACAGGCACAAGCAGACAUUUAAAUGCAAUGUGUGGAGUUCAACCUGUUAUGCCGAUGGUACAUCAUAUGUUUCAACCAAUGCAUUUGCAACCCGUAUACCCAAUGUAUGGAAUGAGUGUUGGGCAAACUACAAGUUCGUGCUACGGUAUGCUACAACAGAGUGUCGGGCAAUCUUCACGUUCGUGCUACAGUCUGCUACAACAAGUUGAAAAGGCUGCUACUGAUGAUUGAGUAUUUUAGUAGUAGUAUAAUUGAAUGCAUUUUGAUAAUGUUGAUGUACAAUUCUGGUUUAAUUAUGUUUGUGGAUAAAUUGUUU